This is a messenger RNA of Oncorhynchus nerka (sockeye salmon), 389 nucleotides long. Its product is annotated as myomesin-1-like. The transcript has 4 exons. The record is from RefSeq and is a predicted model, not a curated record. The annotation marks the transcript as partial. Lineage: Eukaryota; Metazoa; Chordata; Actinopteri; Salmoniformes; Salmonidae.
GUAUAAGAACAAUGUGGUGAUAGAUGAGAAGGCCCAUCCUGACAAAUACACAGCAGAGAGUAACUACAACAUGCACUCUCUGGAAAUCAAGAGCUGUGACUUCCUGGACACGGCUCAGUACCGUGUGUCUGCUCUCAACAUAAAGGGGGAGAGCUCCUCCGUGGCCACCGUGGUUAUCAAGAGGUUCCAGGAGGGACAGAAAGUGGGAACUCUUGAUGCUAAACCACAUGGGUUCUGCUCGGAGCACGGCGUGACAUUUGAGACAGCCAUCAUAGACUCGUUUGAGGUGGCGUUCGGCCGGGAGGGAGAGACUCUAAGUCUGGGCUGCACCGUAAUCGUCUAUCCCACCGUUAAACGCUACCAGCCUGAUGUCCUCUGGUACAGAGAUG